This is a messenger RNA of Etheostoma spectabile (orangethroat darter), 1519 nucleotides long. RefSeq lists its product as uncharacterized. The record is from RefSeq and is a predicted model, not a curated record. The coding region runs from base 241 to 930 and encodes 229 amino acids. Lineage: Eukaryota; Metazoa; Chordata; Actinopteri; Perciformes; Percidae. The transcript is spliced from 3 exons.
UAGAUAUUUCCAGCCAGACUACAAGUGUAGCUGAAGAUCAUUGGGUUAAGUUUCCCGCAAUUACUCCACAGACUCUGACGGAAAAUCCUUGCUCCUAUUCUGCUGUUACCGGGCCAGUAAAUACUGAUUCACAUCGCAUGUUACAGGCUGCAACGACUCAUUUUUUCCGACGACUUCAGGCACCGAAGCAGAGUCUCAGAACUCCCAGCCUGCUUCGUCGCUUUGCAAGCCAGUUUGGAGAUGCUACCGGGGGCAGUGAGCAGGGCCUUGCUCUGCCUGUUCUGCUCCCUCCUGCUGGGGGUCUGCUUCCCAGCAGAGGGUGUAGGAGCAGCGGGGCCUCUUCCUACUUUUGCCACUGAACAAGAGUCUGGGGAACCAUACCUUGAGGAUUGGGAGUGGGGUUCUGGAUCAUCUCUUCUGCACCUGCUUCACAGCUUCCCUGCUGACAGCCCGUUCAUAACAGAGACCCCAGGAAAACCAGUCAACUGCACCCAGCGCUUCUGGUUACCACCAUCCUCUCCAAUCUGCUGGGAAAACAUAGCUGGACCUGAGGAGUUUGCCAGGUCCCGUCUGCUUGUUCUCCAAAACAGGGCUGCCCUGCAGGCUGUGUCCACCACCAGUGGGUUGGAAGAGGGAGGGAUUUCCUACGAACACCAAGCCAGAGAGGAGGUCCAGGGGAUCCACUCAGACCACCUGGAUGUGGUAGAAACUAUACAGACCAUGGAAAAGGUGUUUGCCUCUCUGGAGGAAACGAGGAAGGAGGGAAAGGAGCAGGGGAUACUCACUAGCAUGAAGGAGCAUCUUGCCAACACAAGGGAUGCCAUAGAUGGAAGAGAGCACAUGGCAAACAACCUAGAGAAUCAUUUUUCUACUUUAGAGAAUACUCUGCUUGACAUACAGCUUCGACUCAACAAACUCAUCCAACAGUGACAAUGCCAACCACUUGCCUUAUGUGUGCUGUAUUUUUAUAUUCAUGUAACAAUGUAGCAUAUGUAUGCAUGCUCAGGAUUAUGUUAGUCCGUAGUAUGAGGACAAAACACAUUUGAUAUGCACCUUAUCUCAUCGAAGCACCUAAAAGUGGCAUCCGUAAACUGGAAUCAGAGAAAUAAACCUCACAUAAUCAGGGAGAGUUGAUGAACAUGUAGCUGUUAACUCAUGUUUUAUAUUACCACUUAGCAGAUAUGUUUCACGUGGAGAAUUGAUGGUCCUGCUAUCAGCCUCUAGCUUAAAACAGAACAACUGACCUGUUUAAAACGUCAUUCGACAAUAAUACACUGCAUUUACAUACAUAUAUUUUGCCAAAGUUGUGGUGUAAAAUACAUGCGGUGUAACAAUGAAUAUCAGACAGCAUGAAUCUUUAUUUUAAUAUCAAAUCUAAACAAUUUGUAAAUGCAUGAGGAUGAUGCGUAGUAAGGUGGUCAGUUCAUAUAUACACUUUAAAUAUUCACAUCUAUUAAGCUUGAGUGUGAAUUUGUAUUUGGAAAGAUGCAGCAUGUUCACUUGCUUUGUAGUGAAGCUG